UCAGAGUUGACCGACCCUUUUGUUUCAAGUUCCGGAAAUGAUCGAAAAAAAAUGUUUAAUAAAGCGACAUUACUUAGUGGGGCGUGUUUUUUUCAGUGUCUGUUAAACAUCGACUGACAGCGAGUAAAUCUUAAAGGGUUGGCUUUUAAAGAUUUUUUAAAAUACGGAACUGAACCUCCCACGUCAACCUCGGCUUUACUUCGAGAACAUCCAGUUAGCUGGUGGUUAGCGCGAAACGAAUUGAUUAACCCAUAUUUUCAUGCGUUUAAAAGAAUGAUUUUGGUGUUGCCAUAUCUUGUUUGGCAGUCGGAAUCUCUUAAUUUAGCUCAGACAACUCUGGGUUUCGUGUUAUGUUUACUCUGACUUGAAUUGAAAUGGGCUCGGAACAGAAUCCUGCCAUUCUUCUUCACACUUCUGUUAUGGAGGAAACCGAGUGUCUGUUUCUCUGAGGUGGGAGUCUGGCUAUACGGCUCGUCAUGAAAGCUCUAGGCGCGCGGUCCGCGUUCUACGUGGGCUUCCUGGUGGGCACGUGCAGUCUGUACCUGUUCCUGAGUCAGGUCGGGCUCUCUCGGAACCUAGGGUCUCAUGGGCCGGAGCCACACGCGAAAACCGUGGAGGAGAUGAUCGAAGAGGAAAGCAAGAACUGGAAGAAGGAGAGGUCAGCUCUCUUUAACCUCAACCAUCCGCACCAUACAGGAGAGGAUGGUAUAUUAGCUGAUGAUCUCUACAAACGUGUGCGUGUUCUGUGUUGGGUUAUGACCGGUCCCAGUAACCUUGAAAAGAAAGCUCGGCACGUGAAAGCCACAUGGAGUCGUCACUGCAACAUCGUUGUGUUCGUAAGCUCAGUGGAUGAUCCAGAUUUUCCCACCGUUGGCCUAAACACCAAGGAGGGUCGGGAUCAGCUGUACUGGAAAACCAUACGUGCUUUCCACUAUGUCAUGGAGAAACACGGGGAUGAGGCGGACUGGUUUCUGAAAGCAGACGAUGACACUUAUGUGAUUGUAGACAAUCUGCGCUGGAUCCUGGCCAAUCAUUCACCCGAAGACCCCAUAUAUUUUGGUCGACGGUUCAAGCCGUAUGUUAAACAGGGCUACAUGAGCGGUGGGGCUGGAUACGUCCUCAGUAGAGAGGCUCUUAGGAGGUUUGUGGAAGGAUUUAGCAAAAAAGUUUGCACACAUACCUCCUCGGUGGAGGACUUGGCUAUGGGACAGUGCAUGGAGAAGGUGGGCGUUUUAGCGGGAGACUCCAGAGACACCAUUCAGAGAGAGACGUUCCACCCAUUUGUACCCGAUUCCCAUCUCGCUGGCACAUUCCCCAAGACCUUCUGGUAUUGGAACUACUGUUAUUACCCCAUUGUGCAGGGACCCCAGUGUUGUUCAGAUCUGGCUGUUUCUUUCCACUAUGUGGAUGCAUCUAAAAUGUACCUGCUGGAAUACUACACCUACCACUUGCGUGCCUUUGGCUACGAAUACCGCUAUCAACCACCUGAACCCCAUAUACCACAAGACAAAGCCCCAGUCCCGGACAAUAUGGAGGUCGGGGACUUGGGGCAAAAUCAGGCGGUAGAAAAAAAGGAGGAAGAAAAUAAAUCCCCUGAACAAAAUGAAAAGCUAUAGCAGCUUUGUGUUUAGAUUUGACAUUUGAAGAAAUGACAUUUAAAAUCACUAUAUAACUUUUUGGGAUGGCUUUGGUUGUGAUCUUUCUCUUUUGGUUUAUUUGUUUUGAAUAAUGGCUUAAAAGUCUUAUAUUGUGGCACAGAGAUGCGUGCAUGUAUGUGUGGUUUAAUGAACCGGUACCGUUUGGAAGGGUGUUUCUCUAAAUAAUGCAUUUGUAUGUGAAUGUUUAGAUUUAUAUACGUUUGACAGUACAGAAUUGUAUUAAAUGAAGGUUUAAACAUGUAGACCUAGAGUGUGCUGUGCAUGGGAUGUGAUUUUGUUUCUGAGCCCGCCUUAACAGUAUACUAACAAGGCGUCAUUUUGUCUCGCAAGCAAGAUUUGCACUCUGGAUGCGUCUACAUCCCUUGGCAUUAAUUUGUUAUUAUGGGACUUUUUUAUGCACAAAAUCCAGCCGCCUAUGAUGUAACAGCAAUGCCAUGUUCUGUCACCAAAAGAAAAAAGAUAGAAUUUCUUUCCUUUGUUUAUUCCCAUGAACCAGUGCCUCUGAUCCGGAGAAACCACGCACUUCUAAUGUGCAUUCUGUCUUUGCAAUAUAACACAUAUCAUGUGUUUUAUAGCUUGCAGUCAAACGCACUCAAGAUGCGGCAGUGUACAGAGUACAAUACCUGGGUAAUAGAUUUGCCAAAGGUGUGGUGAAGUUUAUUUUGAUCUUUUUAUUGAUGUAAUCCAAGUUAAACAUCCUUUAGCCCACAUGAAGAUGCUAAAUUUCCUUUCUCAUAAAGUUAAAAGAACUGCAAGCAUAUGGCUUGGCUCAACUUUAGGAUUCUUUUGGCUGAGCUGGCAGCGAGCUUUUUUUUUGUUUUGGGUGCCUGAUUGUAAAGUUUUGGGCGAGUGUGUACCUUCAGUGGUGCAACUUGUGUGCCUCGUACAAUAAUUGUUUACUGAUGUAAUUAAUAUAAUUGCUUUAAUUUUCUCAAAUAUUUGCAUAUGAAUUAUACGUCUACUGGUAUUGGUAACUUUCAAACAGAAGCAUUAUUAUAAUAAUGCACAGUAGAAGUCUAUUAUUCCUCUCUCUGUCCACUUUACGUCUAAAUCACAAUGUGAUUGAGACUUUUUUCCAUUAAACCUCAAGCAGCAAAACAAGUAUUGCUAUUGCCUUGUCAUGAAAACUAAUGAAGAACGUUGUUCUGUUUUUUCUCAGAUACUGACCUUGCUUUUUUGACUUUGUGCCCUAUUUAGUUUCGACAAUUGGCACAAUUGUGAAGGGAUUGAAAUGAAGUUUAUUUUAAUAGUUGAACUUGAAAUAAAGGAGCUUGAAUAAAUAACACUGUUGCCCUUUGACCACUUUCAGCACAAUGUCACUUUUGCAGCAGUUAUCAAGAAGAACCAUGUUAAAGAUCAAAAAAGCAAUGGAACUGGGUUUGACUCAAGUGUGAAUGGGUUGAAUUAUUUGAUUAACCUCAGCAGGGUUUAUUUACAGUAAUAAGGGUCAGAGUAAUGGAAAUGUUAAGUUGUUAAUUUCCGUUCAGAAAUAUACUGCUGAAUAAAGAGCUGUCCGCUUUAUAGGGCAUGAUCAAGUCGUUUAGACUUGUUUGCUCUUUUUACUUUUCCAGUUUACUCAUAAAUGUUUGAGUGUGUUUUGUAGCCUGUGGAAAUGCCAUGUGUACACAUUCCUAAAUUUACACUGUGUUCAUCUCAAAUUUGUUCAAAUCAAAACUACAGUACAAAAUACCAACACAAGGGACACUUGCUGUCUUGUCAAUUAUUGUGUUGUUUGAGGAGCAGGAUCAUAGAUUUUUAUUAGUUUAGGACUGUCGUUGUCUGUAGUAAUCUGGUUUAGAAUGAUUUGCUACCAGUAAUUAAACAUAUAUGAUUCAUUAAUUGACAAUCAAUGAGUAUGUUGAGAUCAUUUUUUACUUGAGGCAAAAAGAUCUUUGUGAAAGAUGUUUUUAUUUUUUUCAUUUAUCAUUUCAUAAUUUUCUCUAGUCCAUAGUGGGUUGUCUUGAUUAAGGAAAUAUUUUAUAUAUGGUUUUUUUUUAUACUUUAUUUCUGAGCUUUCGGAGAUGUGUUGGAGUGAUGUGUGUAUAAGACAGAUACGUCAGAAAUGAUGCAGACCUGAACAUCAAAAACCAGCUGGAGGUCAUUAUUCAAAGCUCCUUUUCAAUGUUGUUUGAGUGAAUCUGUGUUUCUGAGAUUCAUGCCCUUGUCUUCAAUCCAAAUGUAUACUUGCUUAUAUAUAUUGUUCAGUAGUAUCUUUUAUGUACAAAGGGAAUCCUGUACAGUACUUCCAUAGCAAUCUUUUAUUUAUAAAAGGCUGAGACAAAUGUUUGACAAGAAGGAACUGAUUCAAUGAGGAACAAUAACCAGCAUA
Messenger RNA from Triplophysa rosa, 3987 nucleotides. RefSeq names its product core 1 synthase, glycoprotein-N-acetylgalactosamine 3-beta-galactosyltransferase 1, like b (gene c1galt1lb). The record is from RefSeq and is a predicted model, not a curated record. Gene Ontology annotation, cellular component: membrane. The transcript is spliced from 4 exons. Lineage: Eukaryota; Metazoa; Chordata; Actinopteri; Cypriniformes; Nemacheilidae. The coding region runs from base 477 to 1616 and encodes 379 amino acids. Gene Ontology annotation, molecular function: N-acetylgalactosaminide beta-1,3-galactosyltransferase activity.